AUGCAAAGCCUCGCAGGAGGAGACACACUCAGCCUAGGCGUUAGGAACACCUCACAAGCAGCUGUCAAGGGCAAUGGCAAACACGCAGUUACAGAUGGCGCCGAAAGCAAAGAAAGCCCCUGCCCCUCCCAAAACCAAAGCAAAAGCCUUGAAGACAAGAAAGGGGUGCUGAACGGUGUCCAUAGUCACAAAAAGAAAAAAAUAAGAAAAAGAAAAAGUUCAGCACAUCACCUACCUUCCAAGAGCCCAAGACACUAUCUCCAAAGGCAGCCCAAAAAUCCUCGAAAGAGCACCCCCAGGAGAAACAAGCUUGAUUUCUAUGCCAUCAUCAGAUUCCCCCUGACUAUUGAGUCAGCCAUGAAGAAAAUAGAAGACAACACACUUGUGUUCAUUGUGGACCUCAAGGCUAACAAGCCUGUGAAGAAGCUCAAUGACAUUGAUGUGGCCAAGGUCAACACUCUGAUCAAGCCCCAGGGAGAGAAGUCAUAUGUUGGACUGUCUCCUGACGAUGAUGCUUUGGAUGUUGCCAACAAAAUUGGGAUCCUCAGAACUGAGUUCAGCUGGCUAUAUCUAAAUAUAAAUUUUUUCACCAAAAACAUAAUUAUGUCUUUUAACCAUAAGGACUCUUAA
Zalophus californianus (California sea lion) is the source of this 630-nucleotide messenger RNA. RefSeq names its product 60S ribosomal protein L23a-like. The transcript is spliced from 2 exons. NCBI's taxonomy places the organism in Eukaryota, Metazoa, Chordata, Mammalia, Carnivora, Otariidae. Gene Ontology annotation, molecular function: structural constituent of ribosome. Bases 1 to 630 code for a protein of 209 amino acids. Gene Ontology annotation, biological process: translation; ribosomal large subunit assembly. Gene Ontology annotation, cellular component: cytosolic large ribosomal subunit; ribosome. The record is from RefSeq and is a predicted model, not a curated record.